UAAUUUCAGAAAUAAAAAGAUUCCCUGAAGUGAAUAGAGAAACUCUUCGUUCCAAGUUGACCGGGAGCAGGUAGCUACAGCGUGCCCGGGUCGGGUUCGGGCCGAAUGAUUUUGGGCCCAAUAGUCCAAGCCCACUACUGCCCAUUCGUCAAGUAACCAGUUUUCAUGCCGCCUCUUUAAUAUAAAACCCUAGGUUCCCCCCUUCUCCAAGAUUUCCCUUUCCUUUAGGUUUCUUGAUUAGGUUUUACCGGAAUAAAGACUUUUCCUAAUGGCUGCCAAUAAUGGUUCCCCAUCGAAUCUUCAGAAAGAGGAGAUCCUAGGAAUGGCUGAGAGAGAGAUGGAAUACAGAGUAGACCUCUUCAACAAGCUCACCCGCACUUGCUUUAAUAAAUGUGUUGAGAAAAGAUAUAAAGAAGCUGAGCUUUAUAUGGGUGAGAACAGUUGUAUUGAUCGUUGCGUCUCAAAAUAUUGGCAGGUAACAAACUUGGUUGGGCACCUCCUCAGUAACAGUAGACGAUAGACGUAAAGAAUUGCAGCUUUCUUCAGCAAUCAAAUUAGAUUCGAGUAGUCUGCUUAACUGCUUGGCCAUCGUGACUUCCAUUUGUAUCGCUACCGCGAUAGCUAGCUACAGUAACUACUUGCAAGCCAUUUUUACAUUUGAAAGGAAAAGUAACAAAUCUUAUGUACGAACGAGCUCUUAUUCCAUGUUUUCUCGUAUAUUCUGAAUGUUGGGCGUUCAUUAAUUUUGGAGGCCUUGUUUCAAGACAAUGCUCACAGAUAUUCGAGUUCCUUAAA
Messenger RNA from Asparagus officinalis (garden asparagus), 795 nucleotides. RefSeq names its product mitochondrial import inner membrane translocase subunit TIM10-like. Gene Ontology annotation, cellular component: mitochondrial inner membrane. The coding region runs from base 269 to 520 and encodes 83 amino acids. The record is from RefSeq and is a predicted model, not a curated record. NCBI's taxonomy places the organism in Eukaryota, Viridiplantae, Streptophyta, Magnoliopsida, Asparagales, Asparagaceae. Gene Ontology annotation, biological process: protein insertion into mitochondrial inner membrane. The transcript is spliced from 5 exons.